Mangifera indica (mango) is the source of this 2501-nucleotide messenger RNA. RefSeq lists its product as uncharacterized. Gene Ontology annotation, biological process: chromatin remodeling. The record is from RefSeq and is a predicted model, not a curated record. NCBI's taxonomy places the organism in Eukaryota, Viridiplantae, Streptophyta, Magnoliopsida, Sapindales, Anacardiaceae. Gene Ontology annotation, cellular component: Ino80 complex. Bases 579 to 2228 code for a protein of 549 amino acids. The transcript is spliced from 8 exons.
CUUCCCCUUAAUGUAAAUUUGAAUCAAAAUUAUCAUUUUUAAUUGAGCCCAAAUCUUUCUAGAAGUUUUACCACUUCACUAACAUUACCAUAUUCAAGUUGCCUGAGCUUCUGCUGCUACAACGCCACCAAACCCAGAGGGUUAGAGGCAAAGACAAGACACACUGGCGGUGAGCCAAACACCUAACGGUGUACAUGUACGUGUUGGUGACUCAACAAAGUCACAGUCAUUCUUGGUACAUAACAUGGCACCUUGGCUUCAUACAGUAACUUUCACUCUAAAUUCACCAUCUUUUUCUGCCUAUCACAGCUCACCACCUGGCUAAAAUAUCAACCCAUAAGCUUUAGGGUCCGAUAUGACCAUUUCUGGUCUCCACCAACAAAGGUAAAGUUCUAUAUCUCGUCUCUAAAGCUGUGUAGUUGGUGUAUUUGUGAAGUUUUAUCCUGUCGGUAUGCGAUUUUGGUUGGUUUAUGGGGGGUUCUGAAAUGGGCUUCAGGGUCUGAUAUGGGCAUCUCUGGUCACUACCCACUAAGCUGCAGCAGGUUUAUGUUUUGGCAGUUUUGAGUUUUUUAACCGCUAUGGAAGGUUUGGGGGGAUUGGGGUUCAGUAAUGUAACUGGUACUGCAAGGAAGAAGAGAAGUAAUAUGUAUCGUCGUCCACGGAAUGACUCUCAGCCACUGUCAGAUUUUCGGGAUAUUUCAUCCUUGUCAUCCACACCACCUUCUGAAAAUAAUAUGAUCAAGAUUGGCGAUGGAGGAUCUAUUGAAUCGGAUGAAGCAUCCAACAAUGACUUUUUCCAAGGCAGUAAUGAGCAGAGGCAUAGAGUGGAUAAAUCCAUGAGACACAGUGAAGGUGUUCUUGCACCAACUAACUGGAGACGUGCUAGUAGCAUGGGGCAAUUUGGAGUUCUUCCUGAUGGCAGUGGAAAUGAAAAUAAAGUUAAAAAGGUUAAGCUUAAAGUUGGUGGUGUCACACAUACCAUUGAUGGGAAGUCUGCACCAGAUGGUCCUUCUGGGACUGGGUCUUUUUCUAUGAGGUCUUAUUCCUACUCAGAUGCUUCACAGCCACAGCAGAAGCUGGUUAUUCAGGAAAAUUCUGAUGAAAACCGUUCCAUCAGUUCAGAUAAUGGUGAUAGCUUGAAAGGAUAUGCAUUCAAGGAUCUCUCUAACAGUGGUGUAAGGGAAUAUGGUUCUAAGAGUAAGACAGCCUACAGAAGCAUAUCUGCGAAGCAAACAGAAAGAUAUGAGCCAGUUCGGAAGAGCAAGCGGGUUGCUAAGAGGCGUUCUAUAGAUGGGGUUUUUGAUGAUGGAAACGAUGAUGAGGAGAUUCGAUAUCUUGAAAAGGUAAAAAAAUCUAAGAUCAGCAUGAACUAUGGUGCAGAAUAUGAAGAUGAUGAGGAAGAAGGAAGCAGGAAGCAACGGAAAAUAUCCAGGGUAUUAGAAAGGAAUAUUGAUGGCCUAUAUGAUUCAAAUGUGGAUGAUUAUGGCUCCUCAAAAUCUGGUAAGGUAGGUAAGAAGUUGAGAUCAGGCAGAGUAUCUGUAGAUACUGAUUAUGUGGAAGAGGAAGAAGCAGUGUCAGAUAUUGAACCUGUAAUCAACAAGAAGAAAGCUAAAAAAGAGUUUGUUGAUUUGUUGGGAGAUCCAAAGAAGGAAAUGACGAUUACCACUCGUCAACGUGCAUUUCAGACUGGCAAAGAUGUCUCUUCCAGUUCUGGCGCAAGUCUAAUUGAGUUUCCUGAUGGAUUGCCACCUGCUCCACCUAGAAAGCAAAAGGAGAAACUGUCGGAAGUGGAACAGCAACUAAAAAGAGCAGAGGCCCUCCAGAGACGUCGGAUGCAAGUUGAGAAGGCAGCAAGGGAGUCUGAGGCUGAGGCAAUUAGAAAAAUACUAGGCCAAGAUUCCAGUAGGAAAAAGCGGGAAGAUAAGAUGAAGAAACAGCAAGAAGAAUUGGCACAGGAGAAGGCUGCAAAUGCUAUGAUACUUGCAUCAAACACUGUUAGAUGGACCAUGGGUCCUUCAGGAACAUUUGUAACAUUCCCCAACGAGGUGGGCUUGCCGAGCAUCUUUGACCACAAAACUUGCAGUUACCCUCCACCGCGUGAGAAAUGUGCUGGUCCAUCAUGCUCUAAUCCAUACAAGUACAGAGAUUCCAAGUCAAAACUCCCCUUAUGCAGCCUCCAAUGCUACAAGGCACUGCAGGAAAAAAUGCCCCGAGUUUCUGCCUGUUGAUUGGAUCAAUUCUUAUUUCAGUUUGGGCUGGGCAAGGAUACUAUUGAUUACACCAAUACCUAGUUGGCCAUGUAAUGCAUACAACCAUAAUAAGUAGCUACUGGGCGCCAUUUCUGCAUAGUUAAAAUAUGUAAAUCUCAAGAACAGGGCUUCUGAAGCCCGCGAAAAUUUGGAGAUUGUUCAUGUUUAAUUGAAGAACACAGAAUCCUGUUUGUGUUGUGAUGUAUGUGGUUUGAUACCAUUAUUAUAAAUCAAUUUUAUUUUAGUUGUAAA